Molecule: messenger RNA, 357 nt
Organism: Phialemonium atrogriseum
Lineage: Eukaryota; Fungi; Ascomycota; Sordariomycetes; Cephalothecales; Cephalothecaceae
Exons: 3
Coding region: 1-357 (118 amino acids)
Source: RefSeq, a predicted model, not a curated record
AUGGCUGCAACUCCGGUCACCGAGUUCCUCCUCAUUAAUCUCAAGACCGCGUCGGCCGUCGAGGAGGCCGGGACACCCGCAAACCGUGCGCUGCUGGACGCGAUCUCCACCCUCAAGCAAGCCGGUGAGGGCAAUCGCGUCUUCUUUGGCCGCCAGCUAGAGAACCCCAGCAUCGGCGUGAUAGCCGUCCGUUGUGGCUGGACCCGAGAGGCGGUUGGAUGUCUCGGGGAAGCCUUCUUCGCCUACCUACGGCAGAGGCACAGUUACGAGGCACGGACAUUUGACAAUAUCGAAGUGGCGCUGAGCUUGGGGGUAUUGCAUCGUCGACUGGUGACAUUAGUCCCAUUCCAGGUCUAG